Messenger RNA from Cryphonectria parasitica EP155, 990 nucleotides. RefSeq lists its product as uncharacterized. Lineage: Eukaryota; Fungi; Ascomycota; Sordariomycetes; Diaporthales; Cryphonectriaceae. The record is from RefSeq and is a predicted model, not a curated record. Bases 1 to 990 code for a protein of 329 amino acids. The transcript is spliced from 5 exons.
AUGUCCUUUGGCUAUGGCAUAGGCGAUGUUCUCGCUGUUGCGGGGGCCAUCGAGCGUAUUGUCGGCGAAGUCAAGUCCUACUGCGAAGCGCCCCAGCAUUUUCGUCGCCUGGCUAUCGAGCUCGAUUUUCUCGGCCAAGUGUGCAACCAAGUCUUUACUCUACAGCCGACUCUUCCCGAUGAACGAGCGCACAUCGAGCGACUCCGCGCUAUUGCAAUGCAGUGCCUGGGCGCACUGAGGGCGUUCGAGGACAAGAUGAAGAAAUAUGACAAUACAUUUGGACUACGCACCGAUGGAAAUGCUUCUCAUGCUCCAUUCUUGCUGCGCAGACAUGGUCUUAAAGAUGUGCGGGACUUCAAAACGCGCCUGCACUGGUCUGCUAUUGCACGGCACGAAGUGGAUGAGCUUAGAUCGAUCCUCACGAGUGAGAUCGUGGCCAUCAACACUCUCCUCACUAUACACGAAUGGUCCAGUCUCAAGACUCAAGGUCUGGUCGGCCAAGGACAUACGGAAGCGUUGAGAAAACUUCUCGACACGGCCAAGAGAGCAGCCACCGAGACCCAGAGAUUCAUACUUGGAGCUCGCAUAGCUUCCCAACACCUUGAGCAAGCCAUCAAAGCUACCAAUCUCACACAAUCUGAGCAGCUCCAAAUACUGAAAAUAAUCGAGGGAAAAUCCUCGGAGACGUACUCUUCCAUCCAAACGCUUGCUGAGCAACAAGCGGGCCAUACCGCUGGCGUUCGAGACGCCCUCAAUACACAGAUGACGAGAUUUUGUUCCUUCAAGCGCUAUAUGGAGGAGUGGAUAGAGAAGAUUGUCGAGCAGUGCAAGCAACUCAUAGCCAUGGUGCAGAAGAACACUGAGACGUUGUUAUCAAUGCAUGCAAUGUUGGCUAGCAUCGUGUUCGAGAAUGUCCUCGGAAUCAAGAUGCUACUUCCGUACCAAUUGUGCGAUACAUGGGAUACUACUUGGAGCGAUGUUCUUCGAUAA